CCAAAUGCGUGCACGCUCCGUAAUCUGCGUACGUACAUACGUGAGGAAAUCUGUCAAGUGCUCGAUAUCGUCGACAAUUUGCUAAAGUCAGCUGACGCCAAGAUGCAAUUGCCUGUUCGUAAACUGUAACGAGAUCGUUCAUAAUUGUGUGAGGACUGUCGAGAAAAGUAUUUCUUCUCUUCGCGAGGCGCAAAUUGAGUUGGGUGUGCCAGAAAUUUGUAUACACUUGAGUACUGUCUAGAGAGCAAAGAAGACCACGAUGCCGCUCAGUACUGAUAUAUCUACAGCGCUUCACUUGCUGGAACAAGUGCAGGAACGUGUGGAUGAUGAUCCUAAACUACAAAUGCACACGUCUCAAGAUUUGAAGUCAUUGAUUACGCUAUUAGAAGAUCCUGUAUUUCGCAGUAUAGUUACAAUUCAAGAUUCUUUGAUCGAAUUGAACACCCAAUUGACACAUCAUCCAUCUAUCUUGCCUGGCGACUUCGACAUCAAUAUUAGUGGACAAUUGGAGCUGUCUGUUCCAAGUACUCCGGUGCAACCACUCGGACCAAACAUGUAUCAAGAUCUGUAUCAAGACACCAGCGAACAAGAAGAUCAAAGAGUUCCUGUUGCUCCAUUACUGCAUAGCAGCAGUGAAGAUACAAGUGCACAGGUUACUAGCCCCAGUCUUGUUUCAGAAGUUAUAGGAAUGCCACCUAUAACCACUCCUACUUAUGCAAAGGAGUUUAAAAAGGUCAUAGAGGCUGCUGCAAGGGGACGACAAAUAUUUACAGUGCAGUUGUACAAACCAGAAGGAACCAGUUUGGGAUUCAGCGUAGUCGGACUUCGCAGCAAGGAUAAAGGAGAACUUGGUAUAUUUCUACAGGAGAUACAACCGAAGGGCAUCGCGGGUUGCGACGGUCGAUUGGUAGAAGGGGAUCAAAUAUUGGCGAUCGAUGGGCAGCCUUUAGACUCGAACAUCUCUCAUGAGCAGGCGAUCUCGAUUCUUCAGAAGGCCCGUGGUCUGGUUGAGCUAGUCGUAGCAAGAAGCACCCAAGACGUUGGGAGCUCUUUGCCAACGGAUGAAUUGUCCGGUGGUUCGAGUUCGACAGCGGCCGCAGGAGCAGCGUCGUCCAUCGUCGGCGGCGGCGGCGGUGCCGCUGCUGGGAACAACCAGACAAGCUCCGACAAGGAUCAAUCGGUGUCAGUGUCGUCCACCGUCGUUACACCGGGACCGACCCCGAAGUCAAGCCAACCGGCCAGCACCACUUCGGCGGCGACCCCGACGCCCACGCAUACACCAACACCUACGCCUACCUCGACACCGGUACCCGGAGGCCUCGUUAUCGAAAGGAGUCCAUCCGCCGUCAGCGACACCUCCAAGAGUGGCUCUGACAUGGUGUUGAAUACGGAAUGGGCUCAAGUUGAAGUGAUAAACCUCAUCAACGAUGGCAGCGGUCUUGGAUUCGGCAUCAUCGGCGGACGUAGCACCGGCGUCGUCGUCAAAACCAUUCUUCCAGGAGGCGUUGCCGAUCGCGAUAAUCGGCUCCAGAGCGGCGACCACAUAUUGCAGAUCGGCGAUGUCAAUCUCCGUGGGAUGGGAAGCGAGCAAGUUGCCGCGGUUUUACGGCAAUCGGGCACCCACGUGCGGCUUGUUGUCGCGCGACCUGUGGAGCCGACCUCUCCGGAUUACCAGGCUCUCGGAAGUCACGCCCCGAUCGUCCCUACGAAAAUCCUGGGGGAUCCGGACGAGUUGGACAGACAUCUGGUGCACAACGUACCGGAGAGCUACAAUAUGCGACAUGUGCAGGGGAGUGACACGAGCUACGACAACGGUUACAUGUACUCGCAGGAAUCCGACAUUGAAAUGCACGCAAGACCCAGUCUCAUCAUGGACGUGGUACGCAACCCAAUGCCAAUUGGAGCGAUGCCAGUUAUACCGGCGGUGCCACUUCCGGUGCAGCUCCAGGAUUUACCGGUGCUCACCAUGGAGCCCCUCGAUAUUAAUUCACUGCCAGAAAUGGAACGUUUCACGGUCAAUCUUACAAAGGAUAUUUACGGCCUUGGCAUCACUAUCGCUGGAUAUGUUUGCGAGAAAGAGGAGCUCUCUGGCAUUUUCGUUAAGAGCAUUAGCGAGGGUAGCGCGGCCGACUUGAGCAAAAUGAUUCAAAUAAACGAUCGUAUAGUGGAGGUGGACGGACAUUCCCUGCAGGGUUACACUAAUCACGAAGCCGUCGAAGUAUUAAGGCGUACGGGGCAAACGGUGAAUCUUUGCUUGGAGCGAUAUCUACGUGGACCAAAGUUCGAACAGCUUCAGCAAGCGAUCGCCGCAAGCGAGUUGAGACUACCUCAGCCGAGUUCUCCGUCGAUUACGAGCCUACCCAGUUUUCCAAUGAGCGCGGAUGGCGAGACCACCACCGAAAUAGAACCCGAAGGCGAAUCUCAUACCACUGUGGAUAGCGCGGUUCUGCAAGAAGGAGGUUUAAGAACGUCGGAUGAACAGGACGAGGCGACCAAUGUCGAAGCAUUGUUGAGCGAUCCAUCGAGCGAGCUUACACCUCAAAUUCGCGCGGCUAUCAAGGCGAAAUGGCAGAAGAUCGUCGGACCCGACACCGAAAUAGUGGUCGCCCAGCUGAAGAAAUUCGCCGAAGGUAGCGGUCUCGGUAUCAGUUUAGAGGGAACGGUCGACGUGGAGAAUGGCCAGGAAGUAAGGCCUCAUCAUUAUAUACGUUCGAUCUUGCCGGAAGGCCCCGUUGGGCGGAAUGGGACACUGCGCUCCGGCGACGAGUUACUAGAGGUAAACGGCUACCGUUUAUUGGGCAUCAAUCAUAUGGAAGUGGUUAGCGUGCUGAAAGAGUUGCCUUUACACGUUCGUAUGGUUUGCGGAAGAAACAUCGCCUCGCAGGAUCCGCUUUGUCCCAUCGAUACCGCUCAACAUCAGGCCGCUUUUCAGACUAGAAGCAUCCUCGGCGGGUCUCUGCAGAACUUGUUACCUACAAUGGAUCGUCUCGUGAAAGCGAAGUCGGACGGUUCCUUGGCCUCGACGACGACCACGGCCACUGUGACCGACGCGAGUCUAAACAAAAUGAAAUCGCGCUCGUUGGAACCGCUGACCGGUCUGGCGAUGUGGAGUUCCGAACCGCAAAUUAUCGAAUUGGUUAAAGGAGAGAGGGGCCUUGGGUUCUCCAUUUUGGAUUAUCAGGAUCCAAUGAACCCCAACGAAACUGUGAUAGUAAUACGAUCGCUCGUGCCCGGCGGGGUGGCACAAGUCGAUGGGCAGUUAAUACCGGGCGAUCGGCUUCUGUUUGUGAACGACAUCGGAUUAGAGAACGCAACAUUGGACCAGGCCGUCCAGGCCCUCAAAGGCGCCCCGAAGGGGACCGUUCGCAUCGGCGUGGCCAAGCCGCUGCCAAUACCAGACAGUAUUGUCCAGCAAAAAGUGACACCGAAGAUCAAACGGAGCAAAAGUUUUCCCAAUGAGAGCGAGACGACCGAUCGUGUAGCCGAGCUUGAAGACUUGCUUUCCUCGAGAUCAGGUUUGACAGAAGGGUCAACGAACAAACCGGAGGUCGACGAGGACGAGGAGGACGAGGACGAGGACAACUGGAAGGAUGCCUCCCCGGUGACCCCGAUCUGCAGUCCGGCGCGUCGACCCCCGAAGCUUCAUCGCCGGGACAAACGGACCCCGGCCAGAUACGUCGACAUCGACAACGACGUCGAGAUUAUUCACGAGUUCUAUCCGACGACUUCGAAAACGAUGCACGAGGAGACGAGCAUCGUGUCGUACGGCGGCACGAUAAUCGUGGAGACCACCAGGAUACCCAGACACACGAAGGACGUGACAGCAAGGGUGGAGAAAAUAGCGCCGAAGGUGAAGUUAAAGAAGGACUCGUCCCAGGAGUUGGAAUCUCGGGUGCCUCCCGUUCAGGAGGAAGCGGUCUCCAGCGCGGAAGAGACGUCCAGGAUCACGAUGACCGCGAGAUCGCAACGGGAAGCGGAGCAAGAGCGCAGGAAGAGCUUGAAACGUCACAGCAGCGCGGAUUCCGAGGGACGUACGUCUACGUCGAGGGAGACGCUGGAGAAGUCGGACACGUCGGAGAAGUCGGAGAAGGGCGCGCGAAAGAAGGUGUUCACGGAAAAGGAGGACGGUAGGAAGCGACCGAAGAAAUCGGGAAGAAGAUCCUCGAAAGCCGAGGAUUCGUCGGAGCCGAAAUUGGAGCCGCGAAAAGAGGAGAAAGAGAAGGAGGAGCCGAAGAAGAAGGACGGGGAGACUUAUCGGCGAUCGAGGGAAGAGAGGAAGAGCCUGAAGGAGCAAGAGUGCAUCGAGAGGGUGACAGAAUUUUUAACGAGGCACAGUAUACCGACUUAUCCCGACGUAAGCGCUGGACUCGAAACUGCGGGACCGUCGUCCCGGGUCGUGGACGAGCAACGAGACAAACGUUUAUCAGUUAUCAGCAAAGACGGAGAGAUUGCAACGUCAGUCGAACCGUCCAUCCCGUCUGCGAAAAGAAAAGGGAGCCUGAAGAGUGUAUCUGAGAUGACAAGGGAUUUUCCAGAAGACUCAAGAGCGAAGGACGUUAAAGAACCUUCGGAGAGCAAAAAACAACGACCAAUCUUGGCACGCACUUCGGCAGCCGUUUCAGACGUUCAGCAACCUGAAACGACAGUUCAACAGCCUGCAAAGCGACCCAGCUCGUUGAGAAAAAGGAGAGACUCUUUCUCGAGAGAGUCCUCGAGAGAAUCGUUGUUGGAGGAGAAGAAGGGCGUGAGGAUCCAAGAAGACGUUCAAGAGAUCUUCUUCGAGGACACGAGCGAGCAAGUCGAUUUGCUGCCGGAAGUCCAGCUGGUGACCGCCAGGAUCAUCACUGCCGAAGAGGCAUCGGCGCUUCGCUUCGAGGAGGCCGCUACAAGGGUCGAGAUUCAUUCGCCGCCGGAAGUGGCCAUCGUUACCGAGACGGUUAAAGCGAGGCUGACGCGGGCGCCGUCGCCGGAAAUCGUCGACGUGUCGUCGUUGCAGCUACCCGCAUUGGCGAAAUCGACCUCGGAGAGCACUUUGACGGAGGGCAAGCCCGACAUCGCCGAGGACCACAGAGUCUCCCUGAGAAACCUGAAACCGGAGAUCCUUCUGGACCUAUCCAAGGUCUCCGAUAACGGCGGAACGAUCGAGGAGACGACGAUCGAGGGCGAUAGGGAUAUCAAGGAGAGGCGACUCAGCAGAACCGGAAGCGAGGGCUCCAAGAAAUUGAGCAAGGGCCAGGAGCAGUUCCCUUUCAAAAUUGGCAGCCUCGCGCAACCGGACAGACCGGAACUGACGAUUCUGCAAGAGGGUCCGAUAGAGAGGACGGCAAGCGAUGGGGAUCUUAUGGGAAAGGUCACGACGGGAGACAUAGGAAGAGAUGACAGCAUUACGAGCCUCGAAGUUCGACGCGAAUCCAAGGGGUCAGUCCGCGUUCCGAGGGAUCUCGCAAUUCCUUUAAGAGAGGUCGCGACUCCGGCGCAGGACCUCCGAAGAGAAGAGGAACCAAGGGAGCCAUCCUUUCGGGAAGAGAUCAAGGAGACUCGGGAUUAUGGACAGACACCUUCGCGGGAGAAACGCUCGCCGUUGUUGGAGGAAUUAGUCUGUAGACACGAGGAGGACAAUCUGAUCUGCAAGGAGCACUCCUUGGAAUAUCAGAGCCAAACGCUCGAGAGCCAAUCGGAGCAUCUGUACCACGAGGCGAUCACUUCCUCGUUAGAGGACCUAUUGAAGACGGUCCCCGAGAGCUGGACCCGCGAGGUCUACGAAGAGAGCCUCGACGAGGUCGAGCACAGCUUCAAGGAGACCCAGUACUCGCCUAAGGAGAAACGCGACGUUCAGACGCAGACCGUACAGGAGUCAAAGGGCACGCAGUGCAGCCCGGAGCAAAGCGCGAGUCCUUGCGACGAGGAGCCACCCAGCAUCAGUCCCUUCCACGUCAGUCGUAAAUACUUUCAAAGCCCGAAACGGGAGGUGCAGACGCAAACCCAGGGCGAGGACAAGAGCGUCCAGUGUUCGUUGGACGACUUGGGUGAUCUCGCGGCCAGCCCCAGCAGAUCGGACCAGACGCAGGAGUCGAAGAGCGUCCAGUGCAUCCCGGAGGACCUCUCCGACAGAUCGAGAUCCUCCUCGCGCGAGGACGCUCUGCGCAGUCCGCGACGCGAGGUCGAGGUACAGACCUAUCAAGAGUCGAAGGCGGUUCAAUGCAGCGACGACGAGCUGCUCGAGCCUGAUCAGGCGAGCACCAGCGAUCGUCCAGAACGCGCGGCCAGCUCGACGUCCAGGAAGACCGAGAGCUCGCCCUCGUCGAGUUCGAGUUCGCCGCGCAAGUUCCCGACGGUCGUCUUCGUGGAGGGCAAAGGGGACAUGACCGUCACGCACAGGGAGCACGAUGGCGACGUCACCUGGUCGAAGCACUGGGGCCCCGAAAGACUGGUGGAGAUAUACAGGGAGCCUAAGACCAGCUUAGGACUCAGCAUCGUUGGCGGGAAGGUCGAUCUGCACAACGGUAGCUCCAGUAAGUCCCAGAAUAUCUCCGGGAUAUUCAUAAAGAAUGUGCUGCCAAACAGCCCGGCCGGUAGAACCGGCGGUCUUAAGAUCGGAGAUAGAAUAAUUGAGGUGGACGGCGUGGAUCUGCGACAUAGUACGCAUGAGCGUGCGGUGGAAGUUAUACAGGCUGCCGGAAAUCCUGUCUGCCUCCUGGUCCAGUCCUUGGUGCAUCUGAGCCCGGAGCACGGCAGUGCCGUCCAAGAGGAAAGAGAUACCAAGGCCCGGAGGCAAACUGUCAAGAGUCAUACGUCGCCGUCUUCCGGCGUCAGCCCUGGAACGCCACCGACGGCCUCCUUUCGCCAUAAACCACCGCCGGUUUCGCCGGCGAGAUCCAUCACGCCAGAAGUGAUACAGCCAGGACUUGAGGACGGCGACGCUCAAAGCAGUUCGCGCGGAGAUUCCCAAAGACAGAUUUCGAAAAGUUCAGAUGGCUCAACUCCCAGUUCACGAAGAUCCUCCAUGAAGAAGUCAAUUCGAAAAACAGCCCCUUCGCCACCGGUGAACCCUCCGGGGAUCCUUCGCGAGGUCAGCGAGGAACGAGAGGAUCAUGCCGUCUCUACCGCAGAACCUGCUACGAAACCCAAAUAUUCCUCGGACGAAAGCUCGGACGAGGACGAGGAGGAUACGCGAAUGCUGGAGGGCAACGUCUACACGAAGAGCGGCAUCGAGAUCUCGAGGAAAAGCGCCGGAAACGUGAAGCGCACGAAAGCGGAGAUCGAUGCGGAUCCGGAAGAAGAGGACGAGUUCGGCUAUACGAGCAAGAAGAUACAGAAGAAGUAUCAAAACUUGGGACAUAAAGUGCUCAUGGUCACCCUCGACAAGGACAGACGGGGAUUGGGUAUCUCCUUGGCUGGACAUAAGGACAGAAACCGAAUGGCGGUGUUUAUUUGCGGCCUCAAUCCGAAGGGUGCAGCUUAUAAAAACGGCGGGCUCCUCAUCGGCGACGAGAUAUUAGAGGUGAACGGUUGCGUGUUGCAAGGACGGUGUCAUUUGAACGCGUCCGCUCUUAUCAAAGGCAUACCCGGCACUCGCUUCAAGAUCAUCGUUUAUCGAAGAUCGAAGGCUGUCGAUGACAUCGCCGUAAAGCCGAUAGUUCAAUUUCCACCAACCUUGGAUGACAACUUUACAAGCUUCAAUAAGUACAAGGGAGUCCGUGAGGUGCAAAUAAAGAAGAGUCCGUAUGGUCUAGGAAUAAUGAUCAUCGAGGGAAAACAUCUAGCCGUGGGACAGGGUAUCUUCGUGUCUGAUAUUCAAGACGGCAGUGCCGCGGAACAGGCUGGACUGAAAAUGGGCGACAUGAUCCUGGCCGUUAAUAUGGAUAGUUUAAUAGGACGCACUUAUGAUGAGGCUACGGAGUUAUUGAAGAAGGCGCAGGGCGUCGUUGUGCUGACGGUUUGUAAUCCUAACGAGAAUAAAGUAGACCAGAAAGAUAAGACUAAACUUGGAAUUGAAACUAGUGAUACUGCGCAUAAGACGCCACAGAGAAGUGCACCGGCAACUGCCAAAGAAGCGGAUAAACUAGCGGAAUCCGACAAAAUCAAGCAGGAUCCGAAGACCUGUCAAAUACUAGUCGGGCAAGAAGUGACGAUAGAGUUUCAAAAAGAAAAGGACCACGUCGUAGGUAUCGUCAUCGCUGGAGGUUCUGAUACUCUCUGGAAUGGAGUGUUCGUUCUGGACGUAUUUCCCGAAGGCGCGGCUGGAAAGGAUGGUCGAUUGCAACUCGGCGAUCAAAUUCUUAGUAUAGGCCACGAGAGUUUCAAACAAAUAGAAUCCCACAAAGCUCGCGAGGCGAUGUUGAAGCUCACUUCCGGAAUUAUCACAAUGACGGUAUUACGCCACGAGAAACCGACCGAGGAAUACGAGAUCGAGAUACAGAAAAAGAGCGGCAGAGGUGCGGGUAUUUGUUUCUCCGCGUUUAGAAGCGGCAAGGGAGCUUACGUGACGGAGCUGAUGCCAGGCGGUCAGGCCAUCGAAACUGGCAAGAUCUGCAAGGGCGAUCAUCUCAUAACGAUCAGCGGAUUGGAUGUACGCGACGUUUCCUUCGACGACAUCGCCUUUCAUCUAAAGAUAUCCAAUCCGCUGCAGCUGAAGCUGGCUAGGUAUAAAUCCGCCAAACAAUGACAGGGUUCUGCGGGCGGAACUCUCGAUGCGUGUCCCGACGUACGAAGAAGCAUCUACAGACAUCGUGGAUUCUAGUGUGAUAUAUAGGUAAAAAGAAAAUAAUGCAAAUGUCUUAAUAACCAUAAGUACCUUCGUUACGGGAGCCGCGUGCAAAAUCGCGCGACUCGCUCUAUUAGUUAUACGCCCAGCGUCGCCAAUCGAUCUUGCCGUUCGAACUCGCGUGCAACACGAGAAGUGAAAAAUGAUACGAGGGCUGAGGUAAAGCACGAUAAAGCGCGGCGAUACACAUAACGCAUGUGCAUCAUUUCGAUGAAGCCGAAACGGAGAACUUCGAGGACAUGUCAUCGAUCAUCGUCGUGCGCGAUUAUUGUCAAACAUGGCAGAUUUAAAUUUCGUCAACGUGGGUUUGUGCAAAUGAUUCCGUCUACCGAUGCUCGUGCUCGUGCAAAUAUAGCUCCGAUAUGCAACAUCUUAUCGUCUUAUACGUAUAUAUAUAUAUAGAUUUAUAUAUGUAUAUAUAUAUACACAUACACAUUCACUGUUAUAAUUAUAUAUCGCGAGGUAAUCACGUUAUCAUCGAUAAUGAUGAGGAGAAUUUCGCGUAGAACAGGCGUAUAAAUCGAUAAUAAUAAUCUCGACGAGUCUAUAUAUACAAUAUCAAGAGAAAUAUCUCUAUUCUCUUCACUUUGGAGAGAUACGACGUCGCUCCCCUUGUAUCUUCAUACAAAACCGAACUCGCUUGUAUGUUUCGUACUACAACUUAUAUACUUAAGACAAGCAAAUAGUAGAGGCGAUUAAUAGCGUUUUUUCGGGUAUAUCCGUUUAAUAUAUUUUCUUCGUUCCUUUUCUUUUUUUUUUAAAGAUAAGAUUCUAGUCUCGCUCGUGAAGAUCGGCGGUUUCUCGCCUUAAUUAUCGCUUUCGCUCGCGUCACGGCUGCUCCCAUUGUCAUGGCUGACGUAACGUUAUUAUACAUAUAUACUGUGUCGCAUACUGUAUUUUUUUCAAUAUUAAUAAGGCAAGCGCGAAAAAACGAUGUACGAGCUACGUCAAAAAAUAUACGCGCAGUGUUAAGAAAACUUCGAUAUAUAUAUAUAUAUAUAUAUAUAUAUAUAUCCUCGUUAAAAAUAUUUUCUCAUUUAUCCAAGAAUUUCGCGUAGAAUAUAAGAUGCACCGUCGGCCACAUCCGUUUAAUAAAAUCGGUAGAUAGAUAACAAUUUUGUAACACACAUGUAGCUUAAUUUAUAAUAGAUUAAGAUUAGAAACAGGAUACGCGAUAUAUAAGAUAUAGUGACAUAAUAUAAAAAAAAAAUAUAUAUAUAUAUUAGGAUAAAUCUACCCGUGAUUUCUUAAAUCUUAAACGCGAUAGGACGUGUAACUUUGACAUAAAUAAGCGCGCAGGAUAUUGUUGGCGACUCGUACAUCGUAUAAUAUCGUGUAUUUAUCGCUAAUAAGAUAAAAGAAUACCGCCUAAAAAUUGAUAGGGAUAAUAAGAGAUAACGAGACGAGAUCUCUCCCAUUUUCGCGCGCUAACAAGCCUGACAAGGGUCAAAGGGAGCAGUCGCGUCGAACGUCGAGCGAGAUCACUAGUUAAGUGGUGGGCUUCGGUUAGGUCAUCCUCGCGCGAUCUCGUUGUAGCGUAAUAAUAUUAUAUAAUCGCGAGACGUUUGCCAACACCAACGGAUGGCGGAUCAUUCCGAAGUGUUCAAGCGUUAUUUGUUUUCUUUAUGCUCCGACGCUUGUCAAGUCACGACGGGUGACGCGUCGCAAAGCUAGACUGGCUUGUUGAAAUACACAUAGUUAAAUUAAAUCUAUAAUAUAUAUACAUAACUAGUCCUUAUAAAUA
Nylanderia fulva is the source of this 10508-nucleotide messenger RNA. RefSeq names its product multiple PDZ domain protein. The record is from RefSeq and is a predicted model, not a curated record. NCBI's taxonomy places the organism in Eukaryota, Metazoa, Arthropoda, Insecta, Hymenoptera, Formicidae. Gene Ontology annotation, molecular function: protein binding.